This is a messenger RNA of Talaromyces atroroseus, 1113 nucleotides long. RefSeq names its product SWR1-complex protein 5. The transcript is spliced from 2 exons. The record is from RefSeq and is a predicted model, not a curated record. The coding region runs from base 1 to 1113 and encodes 370 amino acids. NCBI's taxonomy places the organism in Eukaryota, Fungi, Ascomycota, Eurotiomycetes, Eurotiales, Trichocomaceae.
AUGGCUAAUAAACUCGAAGACGACCCCUCUACCGCCGGCCUUGACCUUGAUAAUGACAACUACGUCUCCGCGGAGGACUCUGACUUUCAACUCGACGAGGAGGAGGCCGAAAUUGCAGGCGAUGACUCGAGCUUUUCUUCAGAGGAGGAGGGGGAUGGAGCGGAGGGUGGUAGACCGGCGAAAAAGCGGAAACUCGAUCCGUCUCACAGACAAAGACCUAGAAAGAGGAAAGCGCAUGAUGAGGGCGAUAUGGAAUUAGAUUCGGGCGAUGAAGCUACAAUUCUGAAAGCUAAAAACAAGAAGAAGAGGAAGGCGACGGCCGGAGAUGGAGAUCAAGAUGAAGAUAUCGAUGUCUUACUGUCUGAUACCGAGGAGGGAGGAGGAUUCGUCAAAACGCGGUCGAUGAGAAUGAAGAUGGAAGAAGAGCGAAAGCCCCUUGCCAGAACAGACGGUGCGACGAUUGAUGUCGACGAAUUAUGGGCUAAAAUGAAUGCCCCAGGUACAGAUUCGGGUCUAUUACAAAGUCAGAAGCGUUCGGUGACAGAAGAGCCAGACCAUGAGCAGCAGUCCGUAGAGCAUGACAAAGAGAAUAUUAUACAGGGAGAGGCUACGACACAAGGCAGACUACCUUCAGAAGACAUGAUCAAGAUCAAACGGACAUACAAGUUCGCAGGCGAGAUACACACGGAAGAGAAAAUGGUGCCUCGGGAUUCGGCCGAGGCCAAGCUUUAUCUCGCUGAAACAGCGGCCGAGAAGCCAGAGGACCUAGCAGAAGGAUUACACUCUGAAGCAAACAUUGUUAAACUACGUCGACCACUUCGAAAAGUGUCGCGAUUCGACCCCAACCCUACGGGGGUCAUUAAGAAAAGCUGGGAGAAACAACAAGUACGAGCCGUUUCAGGCGACGCAGAUGAACUCAAGGGACCGAAACUUAACACAGUUGAGAAAUCACGACUUGAUUGGGCGCAAUAUGUGGAUGAGACGGGCAUCAAAGACGAACUUAACGUGCACAGCAAAGCUAAGGAGGGUUAUAUGGGCCGAAUGGAUUUCUUGAACAGAGUAGACGCGAAGAGAGAAGAAGAGAGGAGGAACAUCCGACUCAAAGGCUUAUAA